Molecule: messenger RNA, 2337 nt
Organism: Erinaceus europaeus (western European hedgehog)
Lineage: Eukaryota; Metazoa; Chordata; Mammalia; Eulipotyphla; Erinaceidae
Product: perforin-1-like
Exons: 3
Coding region: 101-1759 (552 amino acids)
Biological process (GO): leukocyte mediated cytotoxicity
Molecular function (GO): calcium ion binding; pore-forming activity
Source: RefSeq, a predicted model, not a curated record
UGUGGUGAGUCUGCCUGAGGGGCAGACACCACCAUUUCAGGAGGUUCCUGUGGAGAAAAGAUGUCUGUAUAGAAGCCACUCAACACCGGACAGUAGCUCCAUGGCAGCCCCCCUGCUCCUCCUCUUCUUUCUGGUGCCCACAGCAACCCCAAACUUCUGCAACACAGCCGCCCACUUUGAGUGUAAACGCCACAAGUCUUUUGUCCCUGGCUCUUGGGUGGCAGGAGAGGGUGUGGAUGUGACCAGUCUUCGUCGCUCAGGCUCCUUCCCUGUGGACACACAGCGCUACCUGCGACGUGAUGGCACCUGCACCCUCUGUACAAAUAACCUGAAGAAUGGUGCCAUCCAGCGUCUUCCCCUGGCACUCGCCGACUGGCGGGCUCAGGGUUCAAACUGCCAGCGCAAGGUGGCCAGUGCUAAAGUCAGCUCCACUGAGGGUGUGGCCCGGGAUGCAGCUCAGAGCAUCCGCAAUGACUGGAAAGCAGGCCUGGAAUUGAAUCCUAAGCCCAGCGCCAACGCACAAGUGACCAUGGCCGGCUCACACUCCAAUGCUGCUAACUUUGCAGCUGAAAAGACCCACAAAGACCAGUACAGCUUCAACAAAGAUGUAUUGGAGUGUCACUUCUACAGUGUCCGCCUGGUACAUGCUCCCCCGCUCCACCGUGAUUUCAAGACAGCACUCAAGGCCCUGCCACCACACUUCAAUGCCUCCACCCAGAGUGACUACAUCAGGCUCGUCUCCAACUAUGGCACCCACUUCAUCCGAUCCAUGGAGCUGGGUGGUCGGCUCUCCUCCCUGACUGCCAUGCGCACCUGUGAGCUGGCCCUGGAAGGGCUCACGGCAGACGAGGUGGCAGACUGCCUGGAGGUUGAGGCCCAGGUCAGCAUAGGAGGCAAAGCCACCAGCUCAUCUGAAUACAAGGCCUGUGAGGAGAAGAAGAAGCAGCACAAGAUGGCGACCUCCUUCCACCAGGCCUACCGGGAACGCUAUUCUGAAAUAGUGGGUGGCAACCAUACCUCCAUACAUGACAUGCUGUUUGGGCAGCAGGCUGGGCCUGAACAAUUCACUGAGUGGGUGGCCUCACUGCUGGACAAUCCUGGCCUGGUGGGCUACACCCUGGAGCCACUGCACAUUCUCCUGAAGAAUAAGGACCCAAGGCGGGAGGCACUGAGGCAGGCUGUGAGCACCUACAUUCUGCACAAGGCACGCUGGAGGGACUGCAGCCGGCCCUGCCCCACUGGGCAGUACAAGAGUCCCCACGACCCGUGCCAGUGUGUGUGCCACGGCUCAGCAGUCAGCACCCAGGACUGCUGUCCCCGGCAGAGAGGCAUGGCCCAGCUGCUGGUUAUGAAUUUCAUGGCGGCAGGUCUCUGGGGAGAUAGCACCACUGCUACUGAUGCCUAUCUAAAGGUCUUCUUUGGAGGCCAGGAGCGGAGGACUGACACAAUAUGGAACAAUAACAACCCCACGUGGAGAAUACGGGUGGACUUCGGCGAUGUGCUUCUGUCCACUGGGGGUCCCCUGAGGGUGCAGGUCUGGGAUGCAGACCAUGGCUGGGACGAUGACCUUCUGGGCACUUGUGACAGGUCUCCACAGUCUGGGACCCAUGAAGUGAAUUGCAACCUUUCUCAUGGUCGCCUAAAAUUCAUCUACCAAGCCAAGUGCUUGCCUCACCUGGGAGGGCCCACCUGCAUGGAUUAUGCCCCCCGUGGACUUCUGGGGGAGCCUCCAGGAAACCGGAGUGGGGCGGUGUGGUGAGAACAGCAGGCUGUGAAAGGACCAGGGUAUAUGGCUUGCAGGGGAGCUAGGAGAGGCUUGGCUGACUUCCCAGUUUUCAUAAAGCAGAUGGCAAGGUGCACCAUUUUGUUAAUCAGUGAGGAGGCUGAGUCUGUGGGCCAGCUGAGUCUCCUUGUCCAAACUGCCUCAGCUCUCUGAUGUCCUGGACCCCCUAAAUCAGCUGAGGCUGGGCCACGUCCUAAAUUCACUGCUCCACAGCCACCGCCAUGCCCACCCAGAUGCUUGUUGCCACUGUAGGCCUCCUCCUCUGCUGCUCCUUGUCGUUUGGAGAGUCCCUCACCAGAUUAGACCCACCCCUUCCGCCCUCACUGCGCUGACUUCUCUGCCCACCAGGCUCUGCUGCCCGGACAACAAGGCCCGUCCUGACCUGUCGCUGUUUCCACUUGCUGACAGGGGACCCAGAAAGGUGAUAUGAUGGCGGUGGUUGUGACAGGAGAGGCUGAGGCCCAAACACAGCCCUGGGGAUAAACUGUGCUGCUGUACAUAUGCUUCACCUGUGGGCAUGCAGAUGAUGGAAAUAAACUAUUUUUUUCACCUUU